GGUGGCCGUCGCUCACUUCCGGGAGAGCCGGGCGCCCUGGCCACCGCCCGCUUGCUGCUGCCAGCCCUCCAGGGCCGCGGAGUCUGUGAGCGCGCAGGCCAGGCCGCAGUCCAGCGUCUGCGCAGCUCGGGCCACCACCCGCUACCAUGGGGGCGUCGGGGCGGCUGCUGCGCGCGGUGAUCAUGGGGGCCCCGGGCUCCGGCAAGGGCACUGUGUCGUCACGCAUCACCAAAUACUUCGAGCUGAAGCACCUCUCCAGCGGGGACCUGCUCCGCCAGAACAUGCUGCAGGGCACAGAAAUUGGUGUGUUGGCCAAGACUUUCAUUGACCAAGGAAAGCUCAUCCCAGAUGAUGUCAUGACUCGCCUGGCCCUUCAUGAGCUGAAAAACCUUACCCAGUAUAGCUGGCUGUUGGAUGGAUUUCCAAGGACACUUCCACAGGCAGAAGCCCUGGAUAAAAUUUAUCAGAUAGACACUGUGAUAAAUCUCAACGUGCCCUUUGAGGUCAUUAAACAACGCCUUACUGCUCGCUGGAUACAUCCUGCCAGUGGUCGAGUGUACAACAUUGAAUUCAACCCCCCCAAGACUGUGGGCAUUGAUGACCUGACGGGAGAACCUCUGAUUCAGCGAGAGGACGACAAACCAGAGACAGUGAUCAAGAGACUAAAGGCAUAUGAAGCCCAGACAGAGCCAGUCCUGCAGUAUUACCAGAAAAAAGGGGUGUUGGAAACAUUUUCCGGAACAGAAACCAACAAGAUCUGGCCCCACGUAUACUCCUUCCUACAGAUGAAAGUUCCAGAAACUAUCCAAAAAGCCUCUGUUACUCCCUGAGGAGGGCAGCAAUUGGCAGGAUGAAGCAGGGUCUCCUCUCCUCGCCGCCGUAUUUCCAAGUUCUUUUCCUAAGACUUCUCUAAAAGUUAUGAUUUACUCCUAAUGGCUAUGCCAGAUGAGUCAGAUACUUAGCCUAAUCUGUUAAAAUAGCCUCACAUGUUUAAUAGGACCCAGUUGUCUUCUGUGGAUGUGCAAUUAAAAAGCAUCAGAGAUGUUGAAACAAACUCAGAGCACAAUGAAAAGAGCAAGUGGUAAUCAUCUAACCUUUUGUUCAGUUAGUCAAAGUGGUUGAUUAUAUUUUUAUGUUUUUCUGGAAAAGUUCAAAAAAUUAUGUAGCACUUGAAGCAGAUAAAUCUAUCAUUAGUGGCUUUUCCAUAAGCCUAUGCCCACUGCAAUCCAGGAAGAUGUUUUCUAGCCCGGGGGGAUAUGGUAUUAGAAGACACUGUCUAUAGAUUUCAGAAAGAAAGCAACUGGCUUUACAGAUGUUGCUAGACGCAAACUCACUGCUGCCUUUAAUGGAGAAGCCAGGACAGAGGCCACCAUGCUAUGUGUCCUCUACUUAGUCAAUUUGCUAUGAAAAUGCAGCCACUGGCACUUAGGGACAUGUGACUUGGAUAGAGAUUGUUUUCUUUUUCAAACACACAUGGACUGAGGUAUAUGAUUUAUGUUAACUGACUUAAGUUCUAGGAGGAGAACUGGCAACUGAUAAUGAAAUGAAGUCCUAAGUUCUCCCAUAUCACUCAGGUUGAGGACCUUGUUUUAGACCUCUUUGAUGCAAAUGGACUGCCUGUCUUGAUGAGCAAGACAGGAAACAGAAAAUUAAAGGGUGACACAACACUCAUGGGAGUUUGCCACUGUGUAAGUAGAUGGGACAUGCCAGGGACAGCCCCUUGACAGAAAGACUAAUCAACUAACCAACAGGUGUAGUAAUAGAAGGAUUUUGCACGGUGGGUUCAAAAGCACCAUAAGGGAGUUCCCUUAAGAACAUUCAUACCUGUGUUGAAGUACUAAAUUAAAGACCCUCUUGUCUUGGCCUCUCUUCUCUCAAAUGCCGGGAUCACUAUGUGAUACUAUGCCCCACCCUACUUUAAAGGGAAACACUCUAUUGAUACCAUCUAAGCAGCCUCUUCUGCCUACAGCAAUGGGAUCCAAUCCAGCCGGUGUGCUGGGCAAGCAGCCUAUAGUGUGCUUUAUCUCCAGCCCUUUUUGUUGCUGCUGGUGGUGGUGGUUCAGUUCUAUUUUGUUUUGACAGGAUCUCACUGUGUAGUUCUGACUGUUCUGAACUAUGUAGACGGGCUGGCUUCAAACUCCCAGAGAUCACCUGUUUCUGCCUCCCAAAAGUUGAGGUUAAAAGUGUGCACCACCAUCACACAGCCCAAGUCCUUAGGUUUUGGAGGCAGAGUCUUACUGUGUAGCCCAGCUGGCUUGAGAUUAUUAUAUAGUCCAAACUGGCCUCACAUUCGCGGUCCUCUUGGUUUAGUCUCCUGAGUGCUUAAAUUACAAGUGUGUACCACUAAACCAACCCCGAGAACCCAUUUUAAAAUGUCAGUCACUUUAGAUUCCUUAGUGGGACAAAGACCUGCCCUUACAUAUUGUGGCCUGAAGGGACAAAAUAUGAGAAGUUCAAUAAAAAGACAAUUCUACCUUCCAGGAAGAGGUCCUCUUACUUUACUUGGUGCUGAAUCAAAGAAUCAAGCCCUUGUCAAGCCUUUGAAAUUUCCGCCUACUUUAUUUCAGGCAGCAAAUGGUUCUUAUAUAGUUGGGAGUGGGAAGGAAUCUCUGAUUUUUAAAUUUCACUGCUGAUCUUUUAUAAUGGACUAGGCCUUAGGAUUACAAUGAACACCUUGUCCUUUGUCAACGUGUCUCCACUGCCUUGUCGGGUUGUUGAUAACCACUUUUUAAACCUGUUGUGAAUUAGCUAAGCCUAGGACUGAUCAGCAGGUGCUGUCAGCUCUGUGGCUACUGCCCUUUGCCCUGGCCCUUCUAAGGCCCCCAAGCCCCUUCUUGUCUGCUGCCACAAUGUCUCACUGACUUCUUUUUAAUAAAUGGUCUUCAAACAGUA
Messenger RNA from Mastomys coucha (southern multimammate mouse), 2892 nucleotides. It is a transcript of the gene Ak3, whose product is annotated as adenylate kinase 3. The transcript has 5 exons. Lineage: Eukaryota; Metazoa; Chordata; Mammalia; Rodentia; Muridae. Gene Ontology annotation, molecular function: ATP binding; AMP kinase activity. Gene Ontology annotation, biological process: nucleobase-containing compound metabolic process. The coding region runs from base 147 to 830 and encodes 227 amino acids. The record is from RefSeq and is a predicted model, not a curated record. Gene Ontology annotation, cellular component: cytoplasm; mitochondrion.